Messenger RNA from Camelina sativa (false flax), 3914 nucleotides. The record is from RefSeq and is a predicted model, not a curated record. NCBI's taxonomy places the organism in Eukaryota, Viridiplantae, Streptophyta, Magnoliopsida, Brassicales, Brassicaceae.
GUCCGUUUUCACUUGUGCAUAACCCUAGCCCUAACUCUCUCGUUCGUACUGGAGAAAGAAAAAAAAAAAGCAAUUGAAGAAGAGACGAGUCGAAGAGCGACACGAUCGUAACCAGGGAGCUUGAUUUCUCCCCGGAUUCUUUUCUAAUGGAUUCUCAACAGAGCGAUCUCUUUGACACCGUAUCGCAGCCUGACACGGUGGCCGACGCGUAUAACUUUUUGGAAUUCGAUACUCAAGGUGAUUCGGAGUUUGAUUACCCGGAGUUUGGAUCACCGACGGCAUGGCCUACCCCAUCUGAUUCUAUUUCAAUCGCUGACGCUUCCGAUCGUGGUGGAGGAGGAGCUGCUGCGGAUCAUCAUUCCGAGGCUUCGUCACCUUCUUCCCUCUCUGCCGUUGCCGGGAAUGGUGCAAAAGCGGGACGUGGUGGUGUUAGUAGUAGUAUUCAGGUUGAUGCAUUGGCCGCUGGUAUCGGAAAUUUGAACUUCGAGGAGACUGGAGAUGAUGAUGGUUUCGAUUAUGGUCAGAAUGAUUUCACGGAGCACGCUUGUAAGUAUUGUGGUAUCUCGAACCCUGCUUGCGUGGUUAGGUGUAAUGUGGCUUCCUGUAGAAAGUGGUUCUGCAAUUCAAGGGGGAACACCUCGGGCUCGCAUAUUGUGAAUCAUCUGGUUCGAGCUAAACACAAGGAAGUUUGUCUCCAUAGAGACAGUCCACUAGGGGAAACAAUUCUUGAAUGCUACAACUGUGGGUGUCGAAAUGUCUUUCUCCUCGGUUUCAUCUCAGCAAAGACAGACAGUGUCGUCGUCCUUCUCUGUAGAGAUCCUUGUUUAAAUGUUAAUGCCCUCAAGGAUAUGAACUGGGACCUAAGUCAGUGGUGUCCCUUGAUUGACGAUAGGUGUUUCCUCCCCUGGCUUGUUAAGGUCCCAUCAGAGCAGGAACAGCUGCGGGCACGCCAAAUUAGCGCACAGCAAAUAAACAAGAUAGAGGAAUUAUGGAAGACAAAUCCGGAUGCUACUCUUGAAGACCUUGAAAAACCUGGUGUAGACGAUGAACCUCAGCCUGUUCAACCUAAGUAUGAAGAUGCAUAUCAGUAUCGAAAUGUGUUUGCACCUCUAAUCAAGCUUGAAGCAGACUAUGACAAGAUGAUGAAAGAGUCUCAAAGCAAGGAAAACCUCACAGUUCGGUGGGAUAUUGGUCUUAACAAGAAGCGUGUUGCAUACUUCGUCUUUCCGAAGGAGGAAAAUGAAUUACGAUUGGUGCCGGGUGAUGAACUACGUCUGCGCUACUCGGGAGAUGCUGCUCAUCCAGCCUGGCAAUCAGUUGGACAUGUGAUCAAGCUAACGGCACAAGAGGAGGUUGCUCUUGAACUCCGAGCUAAUCAGGGAGUUCCGAUUGACGUGAACCAUGGAUUCAGUGUUGAUUUUGUUUGGAAAAGUACAAGCUUUGAUCGAAUGCAGGGAGCAAUGAAGAACUUUGCGGUAGAUGAAACAAGUGUGAGUGGUUAUAUUUACCAUCAGUUGCUCGGACAUGAAGUUGAGGCGCAGAUGGUUCGUAACACACUACCUAGACGUUUUGGGGUACCUGGUCUUCCAGAACUGAAUGCAUCUCAGGUUAAUGCGGCAAAAAGUGUCCUUCAAAAGCCCAUCAGCUUGAUCCAAGGUCCACCUGGCACGGGUAAAACUGUGACUUCUGCAGCAAUUGUGUAUCACAUGGCAAAACAGGGCCAGGGACAGGUUCUCGUUUGUGCCCCAAGUAAUGUUGCUGUAGACCAACUAGCUGGAAAAAUUAGUGCUACUGGUUUAAAGGUUGUUCGCCUUUGUGCAAAAUCUAGGGAAGCUGUAAGUUCUCCUGUAGAGCAUUUAACCCUUCACUACCAGGUACGGCAUUUGGACACAUCUGAGAAGAGCGAGCUGCAUAAGCUACAGCAGUUGAAAGAUGAACAAGGUGAGCUGUCGAGCAGUGAUGAAAAGAAAUACAAAAACUUGAAAAGAGCAACAGAACGUGAGAUAACCCAGAGUGCUGAUGUCAUAUGCUGCACGUGUGUUGGUGCUGUUGUUCUUGUUGGUGAUCAUUGUCAGCUUGGCCCCGUCAUUAUGUGCAAGAAAGCAGCUCGUGCUGGCUUGGCACAGUCUCUCUUUGAACGACUUGUGCUUCUUGGUAUCAAACCAAUCAGAUUGCAGGUUCAAUAUCGUAUGCAUCCAGCUUUGUCCGAGUUCCCAUCUAACAGCUUCUAUGAAGGAACUCUACAGAAUGGAGUCACAAUUAUUGAGAGGCAAACAACAGGGAUUGAUUUCCCAUGGCCUAUGCCUAACCGGCCCAUGUUUUUCUAUGUUCAGCUGGGACAAGAGGAGAUCAGUGCUAGUGGAACAUCGUAUCUUAAUAGAACUGAGGCUGCUAAUGUGGAGAAACUUGUGACUGCUUUCUUAAAGAGUGGAGUUGUCCCCAGUCAGAUUGGUGUGAUAACUCCAUAUGAGGGACAAAGGGCAUACAUUGUUAAUUACAUGGCAAGAAAUGGUUCUCUCCGACAGCAACUUUACAAGGAAAUUGAGGUUGCCAGUGUUGAUUCUUUUCAAGGAAGGGAAAAAGAUUACAUCAUAUUGUCCUGUGUGAGAAGUAACGAGCAUCAGGGCAUUGGAUUCCUUAAUGAUCCACGGAGGCUCAACGUUGCACUUACGCGUGCUCGUUAUGGAAUAGUUAUUCUUGGAAACCCGAAGGUUCUUAGUAAACAGCCUCUGUGGAAUGGAUUGUUGACACAUUACAAGGAACAUGAGUGUUUGGUCGAAGGACCUCUUAAUAAUUUAAAGCAGAGCAUGGUACAGUUUCAGAAACCAAGAAAGAUUUACAAUGAUCGGAGGCUAUUUUAUGGUGGGGGCGCUGGCAUGAUGGGAAAUGAUAAUUUUGGUUCGGGUAAUCCUAAUGCUGACAGAAGAGGCAGUCGAGGAAGGGCUGGUGGUUCCUAUCUUCCUUCUGGCCCACCUAAUGGUGCUAGACCUGGACUACACCCAGCUGGCUACCCGAUGCCGAGGGUUCCACUUUCACCCUUUCCCGGUGGUCCUCCUUCUCAGCCAUACGCUAUUCCAACUCGUGGACCUGUGGGUGUUGUUCCUCAUGCUCCUCAACCUGGAAAUCAUGGUUUUGGAGCUGGUCGUGGGACUUCAGUUGGAGGCCAUCUUCCGCACCAACAAGCUACCCAACAUAAUGUUGGAACUAUUGGCCCUAAUCUAAACUUCCCGCUUGAUAGUCCAAAUAGCCAGCCUUCACCUGUUGGUCCGCUAUCCCAACCUGGAUAUGGUAACCAAGCAUUCAGGGAUGGAUUUUCUAUGGGUGGCAUAUCACAGGUUGUCUUCUUAUAUAAUUUGUCUAAAACUCCGGCUCAGGGUCUCCCAAAUUCGCUUUACUCGCAGCCUUUCUCACACUACAACACACAGCCACUAAACCUUUCAGGCCCACAGCAAUCUCAACCUAACCAGACGUCACAAAACCCAAAACAUCCUUACAAUGGCUGAGGGUGAGAAAGACAAAACUUGGAUGCAACGGGUUUAUAAACUCUUUUGCAAAUACACCGGCUUGGUUCCAUGCUGUCACAGGUCCAAAACAAACAUCUGGUGACUUCCGGUUGCUUGCAAGGUAUUAUGUGCCUUUUUGGCUCGCCUAAACACAGCAACAGGUAAAUGGUUAUGCAGAGAAACAGGUACCUAAGUAGUAAGCCUGGGGGAAAAAGUAUUUGGUCCGUAAAUCCUUAGGGCUUAUAUGUUUUUGGUUUUUGUUUUUACCGUGUAUUAUUAAAAUACGCUCAGAUGCUUUAUUAUUGUAGUCAGAUAUCUGAAGCCUACCCAUAGUUAAAACUGGUGGUGGUGUUUGGUGAUAUUGAUAUGAUUACAAGCUUUUUGCUUUAUAUAUGGUUUUUGAAUAUUUUA